Messenger RNA from Torulaspora globosa, 534 nucleotides. It is a transcript of the gene ANK1, whose product is annotated as ankyrin repeat-containing protein ANK1. NCBI's taxonomy places the organism in Eukaryota, Fungi, Ascomycota, Saccharomycetes, Saccharomycetales, Saccharomycetaceae. The record is from RefSeq and is a predicted model, not a curated record. Bases 1 to 534 code for a protein of 177 amino acids. The transcript has a single exon. Gene Ontology annotation, molecular function: protein binding.
AUGGAAUCUGAGGGAGCUUCGUUUGGAGAACAACUUUUAGAGGCCUCUAGGAGGAACAACAUAGACUUGUUGGAGACAAUUUUGGAGAGUCUCGCUAAUGAGCCUGAUAGGAUUGCUGAUCUCAUAAACAGCUCAAAAGACCCGUUUGGAAACACUGCCCUUCAUCUGUCAUGUAAGUCCGGAUCAUGGGAGGUCCUGGACCUACUGCUAGACCAAGAAAAUAUCGAGAUAGACCCACAGAAUAAGGUCGAUGGCGACUCCCCGCUUCAUGUGGCUGUCAGGUACGCCCAAGAAGAGCCUGAACAUGGGACGUUCAUUGCGAGAAACCUCGUCGAAGUCGGUGCGGAUCCAAGACUGAGAAACCGGCACAAUCAAAAGCCCAUCGACCUCAUCCACGGCGAUGAGCUCGACGAACUCAUUGAUUUGCUGCAAGGCGCGGAAUUGGCCGCUGACAUGGAUGGCGAUCAAGCGGAGGAUGUGGAAGACGAAGUGAUAGACGAUGGUCCAGACGAUGCUGAUCCUGAUGUCGAAUAG